This is a messenger RNA of Cladocopium goreaui, 1584 nucleotides long. The record is from the annotation of a GenBank genome assembly. NCBI's taxonomy places the organism in Eukaryota, Dinophyceae, Suessiales, Symbiodiniaceae.
AUGAAGUUUUUCCUUCCAGUCCAAAGAGACUCCCAGAAGCACUUCGUUCUCCCUUCACUGUAUUGCAAUGGACAUUCCUGGACCAAGAUGGAUGCCAGUGGCACCUGGCAACAGAUGUACGGCUGGGGCAUUGACCUUUCCGAUGCCAGCAUGCAAGACCAGGAGUUGCUGCUCAUCGCGUGGGUGGAUGCAUUCCGCAGACCGCGCUUGGUUUGUCAGUCAUUGCGCAGCAGUCUCAGGCAACCUGAAGCAUCCGUUCGCAUGGCCAAAGCAUUUGGAAGGGACGCCUUGGAUGAUGAUGCUUCAGGCCUUGGUGAAGUGGCAGGCACCGAGCUAGAGGCCAUGAUCAGCGAGCUUCGAGAUCUUGAGGCCUCAAAGCCUCAAUCGCUAGAAAGUCAGCCGAGUGAGGUCGAUGAAGGAGCCAUUGAGCCUGUGGAAGAAGACCCCCAGGCCAUAGACAUCCAGCAAAUUGAUCGCAGCGGGCAAGUUGCUGUGCUUGGCGUUCCCAAUUCUGGCAAAUCAUCUUUGGUGAACGAGCUUGUCGGCAUGAAGGUGUCGAUCGUCUCUCCCAAGCCACAAACCACACGACAAAGAAUCCUAGGCUUGGCGUUGUUGGCCCCAAGACCUGACAUGCCGCCAACCACACAGGCGGUAUUUGCAGACACUGCUGGUAUCAUGGAAACUGGACAGACAGUCUCCGAGUUUGGUUUCAGGCAUAAGCGCAAGCGCUUGUUCCGACAGAACCGCAUGCACAAGGCCAUGGUCAAGACGGCGUGGAAGCAAACCAAGGCUUCUGAUGCUGUCUUCUGGGUGUUGGAUGCUGCAAAGUGCUACAUGUACGGCGACUACAUGCCUCCUUGUCCAGAGCUGGACGGAGUUGCAAUUGGAGCUCCUGUGGAAGAUGCUUGGUGGUUGCACCCCGAACUUGCAGAGGAGCUUUCCUUUCUGCGAAAACUGAAGAGAGCAAACAUGAAGGUCAGCGUUGUCUUGAACAAGGUUGACAUUUUGAGAGACAUGGACGUCAAUGUGGAAGAGUUCACUCUCAAGAUGAGGGAGCAGAUCUCCAGCGACUUGGGAACAACCAAAGACGGAGAGGACAUUUUGGAGAACCUUUGGCCAACAUCGGUUCUGAAAGAUCCUGCGUCAUUGGCUCCGAUCAAAAGGUGGCUUUGUGAGAACCUUCCAAAGCAGAGUCCUAUCUACCCGUUGGAGAACAUCAGCGAUGUCCCUGCUCGCGUCGUAGCAUCUGAGAUAACUCGCGAGAAGCUGUUCCGCGUUUUGCGAGAAGAAGUUCCCUAUCACUUGACAGUGGUCAACGCAGUUUGGCGGCAGGAGCCAGAUGGAAAGCUUUUGCUGGGCCAAAAGGUGGUUGUCACUAAAGAGGGCCAAGGACGGAUUGUCCGAUACUGGCUGCCCCAAAUCACAGAGGAGGCAGAGAGCGAGAUCUCUGAGAUGGUGAAUUUUGGUAGGCCAGUUGAGCUUCAUUUUCAAAUUCAAGUGGAUCCCAAGUGGUUAGAAAAUGAGGAUUACUAUGAAGAUUUGCAGGGACUUCUGGAUCGGAGCGGCUCACUGGUCUUUCCUUGA